Pecten maximus is the source of this 948-nucleotide messenger RNA. Its product is annotated as putative nuclease HARBI1. Lineage: Eukaryota; Metazoa; Mollusca; Bivalvia; Pectinida; Pectinidae. The record is from RefSeq and is a predicted model, not a curated record. Bases 1 to 891 code for a protein of 296 amino acids. The transcript has a single exon.
AUGGCUGCAUUGCUCCUCCAUCUCCAUCAACACAACCAAAACAUCCCAAGACGUUUGCUGAGAGACAGAAACAAUCCUCUUGAUUACUUCAGUGAUGAAGCUAUUAUCUCAAGUUAUCGCCUUGACAGACAGACCAUAUUUGAAUUAUGUAAUGAUUUGAAUAUGGAACUAUCAAGAGCGACAAUGAGAAAUCGUGCUCUUCCAGUUUCACUGCAGGUGAUGAUAGCUCUCAGGUACUAUGCCAGUGGAAGUUACAUGUCGGUCAUUGGUGAUGCUCAUGGAGUGAGCAAAAUGGCAGUGUCUCGCGCAGUGAAAACACUUUCAUUCACACUUGCACGUCAAAAUCAACAAUAUAUAAGGUUCCCAUUGGAUUUUCAACGUCAAGGUCAAAUAAAAAGAGGAUUUUUUGUAAUAAGAAGAUUUCCAAAUGUCCUUGGGGCUGUUGAUGGGUCACUUAUACCGAUAUCUACGCCGACAGAGGAUGAACAUUUGUAUGUGUGCAGAAAGGGCUUUCAUGCCUUGAACAUUCAGGGAGUAUGUGAUGCAGAUCAUUUGUUUUUAAACAUUGUAGCUAAAUGGCCUGGUGCAACACAUGAUGCUCACAUAUGGAACAAUUGUGGUAUGAGUGCAGCUUUUGAAGCAGGGACCAUAGCAGGAGGUUGGUUACUUGGAGACAGUGGUUAUGGGCUUAAACCGUGGCUGCUUACCCCUAAACAGAAUCCUCAAACACAUGGAGACAGGCGUUACAAUGCAUCUCACCGUAGCACCCGCUGUGUUAUUGAACGCACAUUUGGAAUAUGGAAGAUGAGAUUCAGAUGUCUUCAUAAAGGUCUUGUGUUGUCGCCCAAGAAAGCUUGCAAUGUCAUCCUUGCAAACAGCAGUGCUGCAUAACAUAUGCAUUAGAAAGCGUAUUCCUCUGCCUGAGGAUGACGAUGAAGAGGAGGAUGA